Messenger RNA from Yamadazyma tenuis ATCC 10573, 2088 nucleotides. Lineage: Eukaryota; Fungi; Ascomycota; Pichiomycetes; Serinales; Debaryomycetaceae. The record is from RefSeq and is a predicted model, not a curated record.
AUGAGGAAAGCAGUUUCAAGAAUAAUACCGGGACGGCUGAAGAGCUUUCUCGAUGGUCCGAGUACGGGGCCUGCUCCGGCAUCUGGCGCCGGUCCCGUGCAGACUCCCAACACCGCUUCCUCGUCUCCUUUUAGGAUAGACUUCAAUUCAGUUUCUGACUUCUACAUUGUCCUUGAUAAACCCCAUAACUCAUGGCUCCCAGGCGAUGAAGUAUCGGGCCAGAUUAUCUUGAUUACAAAGAAAAAUUUAGCUAAUAUUGUUAUCACUCUUUCACUAGUGGGCUAUGUUAAGAUCAACGGAUUAUCUCAUUCAAAAUUAAGACCUGUGAAACACAGCUUGUUUAACCAUACCAUCAAGAUUUAUGGCGAUGACUUACAACCGACAGAACGCUCGGAUGGUCUAUCGAGUGGGUUAUAUAAGGGAGAACACCGAUUCCCCUUUAUUGUAAAGUUACCAAACAAACGCAUCUAUACUAGCAUUGAUUUCGGAAAAGGGUCAAUUACUUACUUACUCAAGGCCACUAUGAGUGACUCAAACAUGGUAUAUGCUCAGUCAAACACUCCUGGAGAUUCCAACCCUUCAUCUCCAGGCUUACUUGCCAAAACAAAGAACCUUAAGAUCCUCAACAACUCCAAUUAUAGUUCAGAGAAAUUGAUUAACUUGAUAAACCCCAUAGAUGUGAGCACUCUUUUGCCACCAAAGACAAAGAGACUAAUAAUCAAGGAUCCUAGGUAUAACAGAAGACUUUCUCGGACUCAAAGUUCCAAUUCUACCAUAAAUACCUUCAACACCUUUGGCACUUUUUCCUCAAAUAACUCUGACCCGAACGAGAACACCAAUUCGAAUUCAAACUCCCCACGAGAUCAAGAAAUGGGCGAAAGCCUUGAAAACCAACCAGAUGACCACAACGAAACUCCAACCACUCCUCAUGCUCCUUCAAAUAGCGUGGAUUAUGCCUCUAAACCAAAUACUAUCAAAGUAUCAUUAGCAAUUCCUGAAAAAGGUUAUUUGAGAGGUGAGCUAAUUCCAGUCAAAUUGAAUAUCAAUCAUCUUCGAAAGGUUCAGGAUGUGAAUGGAAUCAUUAUCACCUUUGUUAGGGUUUGUAGGUUGGAAAGUGGUCCCGAUGGAAUUUACGAUUCGUUUAGAAAGGACUUGGGUCAGAAGGUCAUCCCCAUAUACGUGGAUCCAAUUAAUUUCAAGGCAGAAAUCAGUACGAACAUAAGAGUACCAGCUGACUGCUUUCCUACCAUCAGUGGAUGCCCCUUAGUGUCGUUUCAAUAUUUUGUUGAAGUGUUGAUUAACUUGUCUGGAAAGUCCGUUUCAUUGGUAGACAAUGAACAGACAAAAUCGUCUGUGGUAAGUGAAACCGGAAGACAGUCUCCAAUAUAUCUGUCAACGGUAUCAGAUUUCAACCAUAAAGCUACAUCGAGUUUCAUCAAUACUGAUAAGUUCAAACAUCUGAAGAAGUUUUUGCAGUUAACUUCAGAAGUGGUGAUUGGAACUCAUAGGCUGCAAAAAGAUUCCGACUCUUCUGCUUCGGUCUCAAAUCCUUUGAGUCUGGAUAUACCUUUGGAAACACCACCUUCCCGAGGAUCAUCAUUGAGGUCUGAAAGCUCUCCAAUAGUGCCUGCGGCCCAAUCACAUGCGGCCCAAAUCAUUCCACAACCAUUGUUCAACGUAAUUCCAGAAGCCAUGGAGAUUAACCAUUUCAAUGGCAGAGCUCCUGAUUAUAAUGAAAUCCAUAAUGAGAGUGGGUUGUUACCAUUCCCUGAGCAACCAGCGAUGUCAGAGAAAGAUCAAAUGAGAGCUCAUGAGAGGAGUCUUUUACCAUCUGAGCCUUUCUUGUCUGUUAAUGACGUUGAAUCGAGGGAGUCUGUCAGUCCAAUCAUGGAAAAUGCCCAGCUUCUCGAACCAUCAACUCCUCCUCAAGAGACAAAUGGUGGAACCGACUUCAACUUUUUCAGCAACGAACAAUCACCGAAUAACAACGAACAAGAAGACCAAUACAGUCAGAUUGACUAUGUUCCAAACUAUGAAAGAUCUAAUAAUGAUCCGCUAGUCGAGGGUAACUCGACCUCAGAACAUUGA